AUGCACUUGGCCAAGUUCUUCUCUUACCGCAUGGAAUCCUACAAGGAGCUCACUUGGAGAGAAGAGAAGGUGACCUUUAGGCAGCUUGGAGAUCUUUUUGGGUUCAACUAUGGAGAGGGAACCAAGUGGAACUUCAAGGAGGAACUCCAAAGGGUUUGGGCUACAAUCGCUGAUGGAGUGUACUCUUCCUCAAGGUCCAAGGCAGCUCAGAUCAGGAGCCCAGUCUUGAGAUAUGUGCACAAGGCACUUGCCAACACCUUCUUUGCAAGGAAGGCGACCGGGACAAUCAACGAGGGGGAACUCAAGUUUCUUGACAUGGGAAUCAAGCCCAUCUCUCACGCACAAGCGAUGGCAAGAGGAUCAGAGGAGAUAGAUCCACAGGGAACUUGA
Messenger RNA from Microthlaspi erraticum, 390 nucleotides. NCBI's taxonomy places the organism in Eukaryota, Viridiplantae, Streptophyta, Magnoliopsida, Brassicales, Brassicaceae. The record is from the annotation of a GenBank genome assembly.